UUCAAAUUUAUGUAUUGUGUGUGGUCAGGUUUCUUUUUUGAUGGAGUGCACAUUCGAUCACGAACAAAGCAAUGCAAUAGAAGUAUUGAGGUCAGAAGAAAAACCUGUCAAACGCAAUAAUAACCUUCGAGUCAAAAUAAAAUUGCUGACACCUGUCAAGCAUGAAGCAAAUGAAUCUACAAAUUACUCUAUCACUAACGAACAAAUCAAAGAAGGCAGAGAUCCUAUUAUUCUGAGAGAAAAAGAAGCAUCAAGCAAGGAAUCACCCACUUUCGAAGCUAAAGAAAUCGACAAUAUGCACCCCUGCAAACUCUGUCCAAAGUCCUUUCAUUCUGUCAAAGCACUUCACGGGCACAUGAGGACUCAUCCAAAGGAAGAAAUGAAAGAAAAGGAAAAGAAUGAGGAAGAAUUUACUGCAACUUUUAAGAAAAUACGCUCCAAUCCACACAUCCCUUGGUAUGAAAUCUUAAAGUGGAAAUCAAAAGAAGAAAGAACUCUACGAAAGCAAUAUCCACCUGGUCCUAUAACUGACCCUGAAGUAUUUGAGGGAGCUAAAGAUCUUAUGUGUCUCUAUAAUGAAGGAAAAGAAUCGAAUACAGAAAUUAAAUCCCAGGUUGAAGACAAGAUUGACAAACAGGUUGGUCAGGAUCCUGAUGUUGAGAUUACUGCAAAAUUGUCAGUUGACACUAACCAGGACGAUGACAAUAAUAAUGAACCAGUAGCAAAGAAGAUUAAAUUGGUGGAGUCAUCGAAGGGAGCCUAUGUUUGUGGUACUUGCAGCAAGUCAUUCACGUGUCAUCAAGCGCUCGGUGGGCAUGCUACUAGUCAUAGCAAAGAUAAAAAUAAGAAAGGAGAAGGAGAUGAUGACGGAUUGAAGGGAGAUAGAAAGAAAUCAGGAGAUGAAAAGAAGCACGUAUGCGAAAUUUGCAGCGCAAGCUUUACAACUGGGCAAGCUCUUGGAGGGCAUAAGAGAGCACACUAUGAUACUGACAAGCUCAAAAAGACAAAGAAAGAAGUUGAUCAAGUGCAAAAUGUUAGCGAAGAUACCGAUGGAGAUUUGGUUGAAUUACCAUUGGCAAUUGCUAUGGAAGGAGCUGGUCAAGCUCAAACUGUUACUGAAGAUAUUGGUCAGAUUUUGAGUGAAUUCCCAUUUCUAAAUGCUGUGGAAGAAGCUAAUCAAGUUCGAGCUGGUAAUGAAGAAAAUGGUAGAGUUUUUGGUGAGCCAAGAUCAGCAGGUAAUCAUACAGGUCUACCCUUCGUUUUUUAUCUCAAUCAGCCAGCAAUUUGGGAAGGGGAGAUGAUGUAUUCACGAGUUUAAUUUUUAGGAUUAUUUUGUAUGAACUAUAUAUUUAUAAUGUGUUGCAUGAUGCAGU
Asparagus officinalis (garden asparagus) is the source of this 1373-nucleotide messenger RNA. RefSeq lists its product as uncharacterized. The coding region runs from base 41 to 1318 and encodes 425 amino acids. Gene Ontology annotation, molecular function: DNA-binding transcription factor activity. Lineage: Eukaryota; Viridiplantae; Streptophyta; Magnoliopsida; Asparagales; Asparagaceae. The transcript has 2 exons. The record is from RefSeq and is a predicted model, not a curated record.